CACACUCUGUAUUAUCACUGUCGUCAAAGGGGGUGUGUAUAAGAACCUGAAAAACCAAACGAACCUGUCUGUGAGGAGUUCCAUAUAUCACAGCACUGCAGGUGGCUUUAUUUCCAUAGUGCUGUGUGUUGCUGCAGGAAAGCCACCUCUUUCCCCUUGCUUCUGAGACCUCCUUUUGGACCUAAACAUUGCGACGGGAAUAAGCACCCAUCUGCACGGGGAUGUUGGACUCGGUCACUCACAGCACCUUUCUGCCAAACACAAUGAUCUGCGAGCCCCUGAUGUCUUGGACAGAAUUGUUUGGGACAACUGAGGACUAUUAUCCCAUCUUUGAUCAUCAGACAGUCGGCGAUUCUUGCUGGACAUCUAUUCACCCGGAAUACUGGAGUAAACACAAUGUCUGUGAGUGGCUGCAGUUUUGCUGUGACCAAUACAAGUUAGACGCCAACUGCAUCUCCUUUUCUCACUUUAAUAUUAAUGGCUUACAGCUGUGUAACAUGACCCAGGAGGAGUUCACAGAUGCUGCCGGCGUUUGUGGCGAAUACCUUUAUUUCAUCUUACAGAACAUCAGGAUACAUGGCAUUUCCUUUUUUAAUGACAUUGAAGAAACCAAGCCACCUAUCAAAGAUUACAAUGAUAAGGCAUGCCUGAGAACAGGGGGCACGAAGAGUCAAGAAUGUCACAGCCGUGGUAGAACAAGCCUGCAGAGUUCUCACUUGUGGGAAUUUGUAAGAGACCUUCUCCUGUCUCCAGAAGAAAAUUGUGGCAUUCUCGAUUGGGAGGACAGAGAACAAGGCAUCUUUCGAGUUGUUAAGUCAGAAGCCCUGGCAAAGAUGUGGGGACAAAGAAAGCGAAACGACAGAAUGACAUAUGAAAAACUGAGCAGAGCUCUCCGGUAUUAUUAUAAAACUGGAAUUUUGGAACGCAUAGACAGAAGGCUAGUGUACAAGUUUGGAAAGAACGCCCAUGGGUGGCAGGAGAACAAGCUCUGAACUAACUGUCCCAUUCAUCAGACUGAUUAUGCAAUCUGCAACAUAGUGUCUGACUGCAGUAGACAUUUGAGAGAAGGAAUUUUUCUCCUGCAUCUCUCCUCUACUCCAGUCUGGAGCUGACAACUGUUUCUGAGAGACUGGCCAGAGCAACACAUGACAGCACAUGAAUGGGGUGGCUCUUCCCCACUAUAUACUUUGUGACCAGCAUUAGCUCAUGCAUAGCUCUUAUGAAAAUAACACUUGUGAUGCAGCUCAAGGUUUUCUUGAGAGGAAUUGUUUUUAUCUGUGGCACCUCUUCCUAUGCCAAC
Molecule: messenger RNA, 1300 nt
Organism: Caretta caretta (loggerhead turtle)
Lineage: Eukaryota; Metazoa; Chordata; Testudines; Cheloniidae
Gene: ELF5
Product: E74 like ETS transcription factor 5
Biological process (GO): regulation of transcription by RNA polymerase II; cell differentiation
Cellular component (GO): nucleus
Molecular function (GO): DNA-binding transcription factor activity, RNA polymerase II-specific; sequence-specific DNA binding
Source: RefSeq, a predicted model, not a curated record